AUGGAGUUCGCCGAGUUAAUCAAGACGCCGCGGGUGGACGGAGUGGUCCUUCACCGGCCCUUUAUGCCCAAAGUUGAGGGAACCCUGUGCCUUACCGGCCACCAUCUAAUCCUCUCCUCCAGACAGGACAACACGGAGGAAUUGUGGCUGCUUCACUCCAACAUUGACUCCAUAGAGAAGAGGUUUGUGGGCUCUAUCGGCAGAAUUAUAGUGAAAUGCAAAGACCUGAGAGUGAUUCAACUGGACAUUCCUGGAAUGGAGGAGUGUAUCAACAUUGCUAGCUCGACUGAGGCACUCUCGACACUUGAUUCCGUCUCCCUAAUGUACCCUUUCUUCUACCGACCCAUGUUCGAGGUCGUCCAUGACGGUUGGAAUUGCUUCCGUCCUCAAGAUGCCUUCAAAGACCUUGAGUCCAUGACAGACGAAUGGCGAUUGAGCGAAGUCAACAAGGACUUCAGUGUGUGUCCAUCCUACCCUCCGCUAGUCGCGGUACCGAAGGCUAUCAACGACGAUGCGCUAAAGGCGGCGGCGACGUUUCGUCACGGCGGCCGCUUUCCCGUGCUGAGUUACUACCAUAAGAAGAACGGCAUGGUGAUGAUGCGAGCAUCUCAGCCUCUCACCGGCACCAACGGGCGGCGCUGCAAGGAAGACGAGAAGCUCAUCAACGCCACCUUGAGGCCGGGCAAACGCGGCUACGUUAUCGACACGCGUGCUAUUAGCGUAGCCCAGCAGGCUAAAGCUAAAGGAGGAGGUUUUGAGUCUGAGGCUAACUAUCCGCAGUGGAGGAGGAUCCACAAAGCCAUUGAAAGGUUCGGCGUGCUGCAGGAGAGUCUGAUUAAACUGGUGGAAGCUUGUAACGAUCAGUCGCACAAUAUGGACCGCUGGCUUAGCAAGCUAGAGGCGUCCAAUUGGCUAGCUCACGUCAAGGAAAUCCUGACGACUGCCUGCCUGGCUGCGCAGUGCAUCGACAGGGAAGGCGCAUCGGUCCUCGUCCAUGGAACGGAAGGCACCGACUCCACCCUCCAAAUCACCUCCUUGGCGCAAAUUAUCUUGGAUCCAGGCUGCAGGACCAUCCGAGGCUUCCAGGGCCUGGUGGAGAGAGAGUGGCUACAGGCGGGUCACCCGUUCCAGCAGCGUUGCGCCCAGUCGGCCUACUCGAGCGGUAAACCCCGCCAGGAAGCUCCAGUCUUCUUGCUCUUCCUGGACUGCGUGUGGCAGAUCAUCCGGCAGUUUCCGUGUUCGUUCGAGUUUGGCGAGUCCUUCCUGGUGCUGCUUUUUGAGCAUGUCUACGCUUCCCAGUUCGGCACGUUUUUGGGAAACAGUGCCGCCGACAGGGCUAAACUUUCCGUUUCUGAGAAGACUGUCUCCUUGUGGUCGUGGGUGAAUCGUCCCCAGGAACUGGAGCGUCUGACCAACCCGCUUUACGAGGCUAACGGACUGGUCAUUUGGCCCUCGGUGGCCCCUCAGAGCCUGUUGCUGUGGGAGGGCGUGUUCCUCCGCUGGAACCGCUCGUCCAAGUGCUUGGACGAGGCCUACGAAGAAAUGGUGCACAUAAUUGAGUAUAACAAGGAGCUUCAAAACCGAGUCAACCUCCUGCGCCGGCAGCUCGCCCAGCUGGAGACUCAAGACCCGCUCCUGCAAACGCCAUAA
Molecule: messenger RNA, 1650 nt
Organism: Nerophis lumbriciformis (worm pipefish)
Lineage: Eukaryota; Metazoa; Chordata; Actinopteri; Syngnathiformes; Syngnathidae
Source: RefSeq, a predicted model, not a curated record